Molecule: messenger RNA, 1299 nt
Organism: Rhopalosiphum maidis (corn leaf aphid)
Lineage: Eukaryota; Metazoa; Arthropoda; Insecta; Hemiptera; Aphididae
Exons: 4
Coding region: 1-1299 (432 amino acids)
Source: RefSeq, a predicted model, not a curated record
AUGAAACAACUUGCUGAGGCAUUAGUUCAAUGCGAAUCAGACGAACAACGUCGCGAACACCUGAUUGAAUCACUCGAUGAUCUGUCGUUUGAUUAUCCCGAUAUUUACUCAAUGCUAUUUAGGGAGAUGAAAAAUAGAGAACUGGCAGCUAACGAUCCGAACAAAAUCUCUGAAUGGUUAAGCACUUCUAAUAAGUCAAACUCAAUUGUAAAAAUUCAUGAAGCAUUGCUAUUAGUUAAAAACGAUGACAUGAUGAUUAAAGAAGAACAUUUAGAUAAUUUAAAGCAUAUGCUUUGCCGCACAAUAGAAAAUGGAACUCACAUGGAGGAGGUAGUAAAAAUAUGCUAUUUGAUUGAGAAAUCUCCAUCUUUGAAAAACAUACACGAACUUUUAAAACACCUUGUUGAUCAAGUAAAACAACUACCCAACGAUAAUAAUUGCUACACGGACAUGGAUGAUUACUGGAAAGAUUAUUUCAAACGAACUCAAAUCGACUUUUCCGAAUCUCUGGAUAUCCAAAGUGUUCAACAAGAACAAAAACAUAAACAGGACGCACGUGUGUGGAAAAAAAUCAAACACUUACAUUUAAAUCCUCUGCACGAUCUUCCUAAUUUCGACCUGAAAUGUUUUGGUAAUAACCAUCUCGAAAUGGUUGUAGCCGCUCAUAGGCGUAAUAUUUUGGGUGACCAGACGAUCGUUGAUCAGGACAUGGAUGGAGCAUUCACCAAAUGGCUUCACUUUUGUAAGCUAAAAAGAUACCAAUGGUUUUUCAAUAACCUCAGCUACCUUGAAAUUGUACUUAUUGACGAGGAAAAUAUCGAAAAGCUUAUCGCCAAGGUGAACAAGAACUCUAAGAAGGAAAACAACAUUAAGGAUUGUGCUCAGAAGAAAAUAUGCGUGGAGACAAAAGUUCUGAGACAUAGACCAAUAAAACUGAACAAUUUGAUAACGGCCUUAGAUUCCAAUGUGGAUUUGGAUGACAUGAGCAAAUUUAUUACAUACAUGCGGAAGAUACUUCAUUAUCCCAUCCCGAAUAAGAACUGUGUCAUUGACGAGCAACUACAACAAGAUAUAAUCACCAUUAUAGACAAAUAUAUGAAUCAUCUAAUGAAAAUACUUGACACAGUUGAAUUCCUUGCCGCCAAAAGCCGGCUCGGAAUUAUCAUUAACAAGUACCUAGAGUGCAUAUCGUUAAUCAACGGAAAUCAGACAUUCGCAGAUCAUCAUAUCAACUUACUGUGUAUUUUCGAAGAAGUACUGAAGAAUAAAGUCCUUAAUAUGCACAGAGACUUCAACUAA